CAAAUUUGAAGCAUAAAUUUUGUCUUGUAUUGUUGACCUUAUAUUAUAUUUCAUUUUCCACUGCAUUUAUACAACUAUACAUUAAUAAGUAAUGUCUAAAUUAAGCGCUUUAACUUUCACUCGAAACACUGGUGCCAAACAUACUGCCACUGUUAUAUUUUUCCAUGGAUCAGGGGCAAAUGGAGAGCACAUGCAAGAAUGGGUAAAUUUAAUGACGAAAAACUUCAAAUUUCCACAGAUUAAAGUGAUUUAUCCAACAGCACCGUUACAGCCUUACACUCCAGCUGGUGGUCAACCAAGUAAUGUAUGGUUUGAUAGAGCGGACAUCAACCAAAGUGUUGCAGAGAAGUUGGAUUCAGUGGAAAGAAUGGGAAUGCAAGUUAAAGAAUUAAUUAAAAGUGAAGUUGAUGGUGGCAUUCCUAUCAAUAGAAUUAUUGUUGGUGGAUUCUCUAUGGGCGGAGCACUUUCAUUGUACACGGGCUACAGGUGGGAGCGCAACUUGGCUGGUGUGUUUGCAUUCAGCUCCUUUCUAAACAACCAAUCCGUUGUGUAUCAAGACCUCAGUAAAAAUUCAGGGAUAAAAUUGCCACCACUACUUCAGAUUCAUGGUGACAAUGAUGAUUUAGUGGAUCUGACCUGGGGAAGAAAUACAUACAAUGAAUUGAAGAAAUAUGGUGUCAAUGGAGAGUUUCAUGUAAUGCCUAAAUUAGGACAUUCUAUAAACAAGAGAGGAAUGAACAUAAUUAGUGAUUGGAUUGUUAAUCUACUACCUGAUGUAUGACAAGUUGUUAAAAUAUCUGUUAGGAAUUAUAAAUAGGAAAGCUAAGCCCAAAGAGUGGUAAUCUCGAUAGAUUAGUUGUAUAUUAAACAAUCCAAAACUAAACUUUGUGGUGAUUUUCGUUGGAAAAUAUGUGGAUGUGUAUGUAGUUGGUGUAUAUGGUUGAUAUUAUGAAUUGUGGCAAACAAUACCAAUAAGUAGAAAUAGAACAGUUUUAUGGGAAGUUUGGUGUAACACUAAUACCAGAUCGGCAACCACUAUGAUUCCUAAAUCCCAAAAGUUAUCCUAAAAGACAUGUUAAAAAUACUUUCUAGUUUUAAAUAACUUAUAGUUUUUACUUGAUAACGCACACAGUUUUUCCUUUAAUAUUAAAUACACAGAUUAGUAUACAUUGUUGAAUAUAAUUAGUUUAGUACCA
Messenger RNA from Papilio machaon (common yellow swallowtail), 1196 nucleotides. Its product is annotated as lysophospholipase-like protein 1. Gene Ontology annotation, molecular function: palmitoyl-(protein) hydrolase activity; carboxylic ester hydrolase activity. NCBI's taxonomy places the organism in Eukaryota, Metazoa, Arthropoda, Insecta, Lepidoptera, Papilionidae. Bases 92 to 781 code for a protein of 229 amino acids. The transcript is spliced from 4 exons. Gene Ontology annotation, cellular component: cytoplasm. The record is from RefSeq and is a predicted model, not a curated record. Gene Ontology annotation, biological process: protein depalmitoylation.